This is a messenger RNA of Rhopalosiphum padi (bird cherry-oat aphid), 1217 nucleotides long. RefSeq lists its product as uncharacterized. The record is from RefSeq and is a predicted model, not a curated record. The coding region runs from base 12 to 1106 and encodes 364 amino acids. Lineage: Eukaryota; Metazoa; Arthropoda; Insecta; Hemiptera; Aphididae. The transcript is spliced from 8 exons.
AUGAACAAAAUAUGUCAUUAACCACAUCAACCAACAUUGAUUUGGAUGAAAAAUUAUUAAAUAACUUAAUGAACGAGAAUGAUACUUUAGAUAUAUUUUUAAAUAACAAUGAAACUUCAAAUGAAACUAACGAUAUACUCAACAGAGAAAAUGAUUUGCAAAUAGGCAAUUAUAAUGAUUGUAUGCAAGGCAAUACUGUGAAAGAAAAUCAGAAUUUUGAGAAUAAUUCUAACCAAAAUAUGGAUUUUAUUUAUGCUGAUUCCACGAAGCUUAAUAAUGUUAAUUUUGAUAUGCAUAUGAAUAAUGAUAUUAUAAUUAAUAAUAACUACCAGCACUUAAUAUCAAGCAAUGAAAAACAAAAUGCAAACGUAAAUGACAGUCCACCUACUUUGAUUUGUAUUCCUGCACAAGUGGGAACAGUUAACAAAAGUUUAUUUGAUUUUGAUGAAGACUGCAGCACCAAUUCAAUAAAUGAUGAUGAGAUAACUAACAAUAAUAUGCCUUUAUCAGUUGAAAAAUAUCAGAACUCUAGUUGCUGCGAUGCUGUAGAAAAAUUAAAAAAAAUAAUACAGAGUAAAGAUCAACAACUUUUAACACAAAUAUUAAUUAAUAAUACCAAUCAAAUUAAAGUAUGUACGUUUCUGGAAAAUAUGGACAAAAAAAUUAACAAAUUGCUAGAAAAAGAUAAAAGAACUCAAUCCUUCGCAUUUCCAUUACCUAAAUUACCGGCACCGUUCAUUGAAUUGUUGCCAAUAACCAGUGUUAAUAGUCUGGAAGUUGUUGAGCAACUGUUGUCAAUAGAUAAUGACAAUUUUAACCGUAAUGUGGAAGAGUUGAAAACCUAUUUAUUGUUGAAAACUGGCAACCUACAAAGUUUAAAUUCUGCAGUUAAAUCUGCGUUUGAUAUAUGUUUUACAAGAGAAAUUGCUUCCUUGUUUAGUUUACAAGGAAAAACAAAGAAGCCAUUUGUAAAACUUGGUAUUUACAAAGUAAUACAUGAAACAUUAUCUGGAAGAAUCCAUAAUACAGAUGAAGAAAAGAUAUUUUCAAAUAUUAUUUCAAAUAUCUUAAAACACAGUGGAAAUCAUUAUAAAAAUAAAGUAUGAGAAAUGUUUGGGUGUUCCUGUUUAUUCAUAAAAAUUUUUUCGUUUUUCUAAGCCAUAUAUAAGAUCUAUAGUUUUUAUUUUUUAUUUGUAUGAUAGUCAUCAAGUAUCAGU